AUACAAAGCAAACCCUUAGUGAUAGCAAAUUAAAUGAUGAUUCAUUAAUCUCAGCCACUAGUAUCAGGCUAUGGGAAGAUUAUUUUGCUUUCUACCCUCCAAUUUCUAUGCCUUAUCUCAUUUCCGUUCAUGGAUAUUUCACGGUUAGUAAUAAUCGUCGUUCUUUAUGGUCGGCUGCAGACAACGAAGGCCUGGCGGCGGAUGCGUUAGCUAGAAUAAAAGUUUCAUGGAAUAGAUAUUUAUUUGAAAUUGUCUUACCAAAGGCUUGGGCGAAAUUUCUUC
Molecule: messenger RNA, 282 nt
Organism: Funneliformis caledonium
Lineage: Eukaryota; Fungi; Glomeromycota; Glomeromycetes; Glomerales; Glomeraceae
Source: the annotation of a GenBank genome assembly